UUUCAUCCUUCACCUUCAGUCAUCAGGUUUAGUUCAAUUUCUUCAAUAUGUAUUGAUAAUAACAGAUUGAAGUACUAUACUAGAUGAACUAAAUUUAAUUCAGCAUUUAAUAGUAAAUAAUAGUUUUAUAACUUUAUUAAAAGAUGUCCGCAAGCAAACUAGAUGCAGUAUACAGAAGUAUUCUUAUCACAAAAUUUUUUACAAAAGGCUGGGGCAAACCGGAAAAUUUACGCAGGUUGUUUGAAUUCAGAAAAGUAGUAUCAGAUCGCGAGGAAUGCCUCAAAUUGAUUGAUAGAGAUUACCCUGUUACUAUUACAAAAGAACAAAACUUAUCAGAUUGCAAACUAUUAGAAGGUUAUUUUUUGUCACCUUUAGAAAAAUUUUUACCUGGAAUAGUGCCUGAAGUAGCACAAAAGGCCCAUUUUCAAGCAUUGUUGCCAAUGCACUGGCAGGAGAAAGGAUAUAACCCUGUAUGCCUACACCUUGCAGGCACAGGAGAUCAUUUUUUUUGGCGACGGCGGAACCUGAUGGUCAAACCAUUAUUGAAAGAGGCAGGAAUAGGUGGAAUAAUAUUGGAAAAUCCAUUCUAUGGACUUCGGAAACCCACGGAUCAAGUACGUUCGUCACUUCAUAAUGUAUCAGACAUUUUCGUAAUGGGCGGCUGUCUUAUCUUGGAGUCGCUGGUGCUAUUCCACUGGUGCGAGCGCAACGGUCUCGGCCCACUGGGUGUCACAGGACUAUCAAUGGGUGGGCAUAUGGCAUCACUGGCAGCGACGAAUUGGCCCAAGCCCUUAGUACUUGUUCCUUGCCUGUCCUGGUCUACAGCAUCUGCAGUAUUUUUACAGGGUGUAAUGUCACACUCAAUAAACUGGGACUUGUUGGAGGACCAAUACCUAUCAGAUGGCGCCUACAGGGAGAAACUAUCCAAGAUGGUCACAAUAAUCGACGAGGCAUUCCUGGCCGGCAAAAAGUUCGCACAAACAUACUCUAAGAGUAUGGAUAAAAACACACAAACAACCGCACAAGAAAAUAAAACAUCAGUGAACAGUGUUAAGUGUAAUAUGACAGAAAAAGAACUAGAUAUUACGUACAAAGAAUCUAGUCAUACAAAAUUAGACGCACCAAAUGGUAUAGAUGUUAGUAAAAAUUUAGUAUUAAAUAACGAAGUGCCUAAAAAUGCUAUACGAACAGACUUGUUUCAGCAAAUAGAAAAAUUAAAUGAAGAACUAAAGAGAUUACUGGAAGAGGGUAAAAUUAGUAGGGUUUUAUAUGAAAAAUUGGUAUCAAAUGACAAAUUCGAAUUGAAUCCGGAAGAAAUAGAAAACAUUAAUAGAUUAAAUGAAGAGAACAUCAAAGAAAUAAUAAUGAAAUGCAAAAUCGAUACUCUUAAAAUUGAUUCCAGUAAAGCACAACUGCAAACAGCAGAAACAAAUACAUCAUCGAAUGGAACAAUACAAAAAAACAUAUCUACAGAUGUUAUAUUACAAAAAAAUCCAUCCAUAGAAGAUAAAGCAACUACUGUACAUAUACAAAAAACAGUCAACACUCCUUCGGAUAAAGAAGUCAAAAGUAAACCAGAGAAGAAAUCAUGGAAUGUCUCUGACUUGACUUCCGAUUUUUGGGUACAUUUGCCAUUUUUAAGAUCAAGUGGGAAGAAGAUAGAUAUAAGCAAAAUCCAUUGGAGAGACAGAGAAGCGUUACAGUUUAUGAGAGGCAUCAUGGACGAGUGUACGCACUUGAGUAACUUCUCUGUACCAUACGACACAUCGUUGAUUAUAGCGGUAUGCGCGAAGCACGACGCGUACGUACCGCGCGAGGACGUGGGCCGGCUCGAGGAGAUCUGGCCCGGCGCCGAGGUGCGCUACGUCGACGCUGGACACGUUUCCGCCUACAUACUGCACCAGUCGCUCUUCAGAUCCUGUAUAAAGGAAGCUUUUGAGCGAUCGAAAAAGAAAUGGAAGGACGGCAAACACAUUAACUGACAAAUAUUUUCAAGAAGCCUAACGGCAUCCACGUAGCUAAUGUGAAGUUCCUAAGCCGCUUAGUUGCUCAAUGUUAACAAGUGAAUAGUCGCAAGUCCCAAAACUAAUCGUUGGUUAAAUUAUUGUAAAUUACAUAUAAUUUUAUAGUAUAUAUUAGAUAGAAUUUAUUGUAUUCUCUAUUUAUACAACUCAAUUUUUUAUACCACAAAACUAGCUCAUUAUCUAGUCUAUACAUUUAGUAAAAUCUACCUUCUAUGUAUUAUUAAAUUGUAUUUUCAUGCAUUCUAUAAAUUUUGGAAUCAAUAACAUUUAUAUAGUAAGUAGAUUGGGUUUUGUUUCACAAUAAUAUUACUAUAAAUAAGGACGUUAUAAAGGGAACUUUUCCUUUAAUAUGAAGUACAAAAAUUAGUUUUAAAACUUGAGAGUGAUAAUAUUUACAGUCGCGCAAUAUCUUUUCGGUAGAAUUUAUUACCAACUCUCGUGUAAAUAAGACGUUAUUCUCUAUUGAGAAUAUUAUAAAGUGUAACUAUAUUUUUAUAAAUAAAUAUUGUUUUUAUUUUCAA
Galleria mellonella (greater wax moth) is the source of this 2545-nucleotide messenger RNA. RefSeq names its product protein ABHD18. The transcript is spliced from 10 exons. NCBI's taxonomy places the organism in Eukaryota, Metazoa, Arthropoda, Insecta, Lepidoptera, Pyralidae. The coding region runs from base 144 to 1982 and encodes 612 amino acids. The record is from RefSeq and is a predicted model, not a curated record.